Messenger RNA from Symbiodinium necroappetens, 216 nucleotides. Lineage: Eukaryota; Dinophyceae; Suessiales; Symbiodiniaceae. The record is from the annotation of a GenBank genome assembly.
GCGAGGUCUGCGAGACUGGCACAGCUGCUCCGGGGAUCCGAGGCUGCAACCUGCCGGCUGGGCCUUCACGAGAUGAGCGAGCAGGUCAAAUAUCUCAGCCGCCAAGCAGAUCUCCACGAGGAACAGCUGGCCAUCAUCAGCAACCGAAGGACGGCUUCUGUGCUCGUCCGCUCUGUCGUCCGACGGGUGCUGGCGCGGCAGAGCCCCGAAGCACAG